AUAGGGUCUAGGGUAGCCCUUUCCCUGAUCGUAGAGGGUAAAUGUACUCCUGAUCCGUAUGUUUCUGGAGACCCCCGAGAGGUGAAAGGGUGCAGUGAACGCUCCCAGAGUCCCUCUGGAGCGCAGAUCACUCUUGCUGUCAAGCCACCCUCCCCUUCCUCACCCCUGCCAUAUAAGGAGAGGCAGCUGCCAGGGGCGUCCCUAGGAUCUAAAGAUAGAGGCCCUUGUCUGGGACUCCAAAAGCCACAGGGCAACUGGAGCCACCAUGGAACGAAGCUGCUGAUUCUGCCCAGAUCCAUCGGAGCCCGGGACUCCAGGUCUCUGUGACUGUGGAUGAGAGAGAGGGGCAGCACGCCCGGACCCUGUGGUACGACAGACCCAAGUAUGUUUUCAUGGAGUUUUGUGUUGAGGACAGCACCGACGUGAGUGUGCUCAUCGAGGAUCACCGCGUUGUGUUCAGCUGCAGGAACGGUGAUGGAGUGGAACUGUACAACGAGAUUGAGUUCUAUGCCAAGGUGAACUCCAAGGACUCCCAGGAUAAGCGCUCUGGUCGCUCUAUUACUUGCUUUGUGAGGAAAUGGAAGGAGAAGGUGGCUUGGCCGCGGCUCACCAAGGAGGAUAUCAAGCCCGUGUGGCUCUCUGUGGACUUUGAUAACUGGAGAGACUGGGAAGGAGAUGAUGAAGUGGAGCUGGCCCAAGUGGAGCAUUACGCAGAGCUUUUGAACAAGGUCAGCACUAAGAGACCUCCUCCUGCCAUGGAUGAUCUGGAUGAUGAGUCUGACAAUGAGGAUGCAACAACUAAUUAGCUUUCUGUGAUGGCUAGAGCUGGGGAGAAGAAGGCUUGUAGCUACCUUCUGUUCUGUGGAAAAAGCUGUGAUGGUCCUUCAUCGAAUAUUUUGUCAUACAUCAGGACUCACUGAAACCUCUGACCUUUUCCAGAAGCUUGCUUUCUUUAUUUCUUUCCUUUUUUCUUUCUUGUUUUUUCAAGACAGGAUCUCAGUAUGUAGUCCUGGCUGUCCUGGAACUCAGGACAAUCUGUAGACCAGGUUGUCCUCAAAUUCACAGAGAUCCACCUGCCCCAGCUUCCUGAGUGCUGGGAUUAAAGGUGAGCACCACCACUGCCCAGCCAGAAGCUCUUUCUUAAGGGUCCCUCUUCACACAGUAGGUCUUCCUCCUGGUCUCUCCAGUGUGGUCCUGCAUCAGAGGGGUUGUCUGCUGGGGCUUCUGACUUCCUAUUGAUUUGAGUAAGAAUCUGUGCUUGGGAUGCUGGGGCUUGGUUGUUUUUUUGUUUUUGUUUUUGUUUUUUGACACAUGUAUAUAUAUAUGGUAAAGAAAAGGCCAAAGAAGAAAGAGAUUACAAUAAAUUCUAGGAGUGAUGCCAUCUCUUUCCUUCUUUUACUUUUCCAUCUCUCUGGGAAGCCAGAGAUUCUGGCCCCUUUUGCAGUGGGAAGCUGUUGCUGGGCAGGCUCAUAUUCAAGCCAGGGGAUUUCAUCUCACCCAGAUAGAUCCCUGUCACCCCUAGACCCUUAGCUUCCUGUACAUCUCUGUGACACACGAAUAAAAAUAAAAUGUUUUUAAAAAUCCAAAUUAUCAUAAAUCAUAGAUUUAUGAGGUUUGUGUGUUAAAUUUCUCCCCUAUAAUUAAAAAAACAGUUACACGAUGAAAUAUUAUGGAUGUUGGUUUAAAGGCGCGAGCCACCACCGCCCGGCUGGAUGUUGGCUUUAAAUAAAAUAUGAACAUA
This is a messenger RNA of Cricetulus griseus (Chinese hamster), 1741 nucleotides long. The record is from RefSeq and is a predicted model, not a curated record. NCBI's taxonomy places the organism in Eukaryota, Metazoa, Chordata, Mammalia, Rodentia, Cricetidae.